UUCUUACAAUUUUUAAUAAGGGACCCUUCUAAUAAUUAGAGCUAUACUCUCUCUCUGAGACAAAGCCAUGUCUUCUUCAACUUCCUAAGUCUCAUCUCAACACUUUUUAAUUUUCCUUUUCUACACAAACUUGCUUCAAUCCAAUCAAUUUCCCUUCUUUCUCUCUUUCUUUCUGGAGUAUAUAUUCCUUUUCAUUCAAAGCCUUUUCCUUUAUUUUUUUCCCGAGAGAUGAUGAAUCCUCUUAACGGAAGAGGAGGAGGACUCGGUGGAUCGAGUUCCGGUAAGAAUCAAGGCGGAGAGUCAGUGGUGGAGAUGUUUCCUUCGGGUCUUAGAGUUCUUGUCGUUGACGAUGACCCGACUUGUCUUGUGAUCUUAGAGAAGAUGCUCAGGACUUGUCUUUACGAAGUAACGAAAUGCAACAGAGCAGAGAUGGCAUUGUCUCUGCUCCGGAAGAACAAACACGGAUUCGAUAUUGUCAUCAGCGAUGUUCACAUGCCUGACAUGGACGGCUUCAAGCUUCUUGAACACGUCGGUCUUGAGAUGGACUUGCCUGUUAUCAUGAUGUCUGCGGAUGAUUCAAAGAGUGUUGUCCUAAAAGGAGUCACGCACGGCGCGGUUGACUACCUGAUCAAGCCUGUACGCAUGGAGGCGCUUAAGAAUAUAUGGCAGCACGUGGUUCGGAAGAGGAGGAUCGAGUGGAGCAUGCCUACUACUACACAUUCCGGAAGCGUUGAGGAGACAACCGGCGAGAGGCAGCAGCAGCAGCAGCAGCAGCAGAGAGAAGCUGUUUCCGCUGAUGAUGAUGACAACAACUCUUCCUCUGUCAACGAAGGGAAUAAUAACAACAACAACUGGAGGAGCAGCAGCGGCAGCAGCUCGCGGAAGCGGAAAGAUGAGGAAGGUGAAGAGCAAGGUGACGAGGAAGACGCUUCCAAUCUCAAGAAGCCGCGUGUUGUCUGGUCCGUUGAGUUGCAUCAACAGUUUGUUGCUGCUGUUAAUCAGCUCGGCGUUGAAAAGGCGGUUCCUAAGAAGAUAUUGGAGCUGAUGAAUGUUCCUGGUCUUACAAGGGAGAACGUAGCCAGCCACCUCCAGAAAUACAGAAUAUAUCUAAGACGGCUUGGAGGAGUGUCACAGCACCACCAAGGAAGUUUAAACAACUCGUUUAUGACGGGUCAGGACGCCAGCUUCGGUUCUCUUCCCACUCUGAACGCGUUUGAUCUUCAAGCGCUAGGUCAGCUUCCUGCUCAGAGCCUUGCACAGCUUCAAGCAUCUGGUCUAACCCGGCCUGCUGCGUUGGUCUCUAAGCCAGGGUUCCCUGGUGGUUCCACCACCAUUGUGGACGAGAGAAGCAUCUUCAGCUUCGACAACUCCAAAAUGAACUUGCUCCACGGUGUCCCGACCGGUAUGGAACCAAGACAGCUUGCUGGCUUACAACAACAACAUGGAAUGACGAUUCAACAACAGAUUGCCGCUGUAAGAGCAGGACAUAGCCUUCGGAGGCCUCAGCAGCAAACAUUCUCACGACCACAACAAUCAUCAUCCAUCAGGCAGCCGAUGUUACCAAACCGUGUCUCUGAGAUAAGUGGUUUCUCUUCGGGAAGGAGCAGCAGUAUCCCUGAGAGCAGCAGCAGAGUGUUACCCACAAGCUAUGCCAACCUCUCAACUCAACAACAGUCGCUGGCCUUCAGCAACUUCCAACAAGAACUCCCCGUGAACAGCUUCCCGCUAGCGAGUGCACCAGGCUUAUUAUCUCUUCGGAAACCACAUUCUUCUGCUUCCGAGGUUAACAGCUCGGAAGCAGGUUUCACCACAUCUAGCUACGACAUGUUGUUCUCAAGUAGACAGAACGAUUGGGAUCUGCGGAGUAUGCUUUCUUCCUCUCAUCAAGACGCGUUUUCCAAUUCAGAAGCCUACUCUUCUUCAAGAAACAACAACAACACUAGCCGGAACCAGCAGCAGCAGCAGCAGCAGCAGGGCAUGGUCUCGCAUCACCAGGUUUAUGGAAACGGAGGGGGAAGCUCCCUGAAGGUGAAGUCAGAGACGAUGGCGUUCCACGAGCAGUAUAGUAAUCAAGAAGAUCUUAUGAGCGCACUUCUUAAGCAGGAAGGUAUUGGACCGGUUGAUACCGAGUUCGACUUUGAUGCGUACUCGAUUGAUGACAUCCCGGUUUGAUUGGAUUAAACCGAAGGAAGGGACAACUUGGGGAGUUGUAUUGUAUUACUUACACGACCAUCUGCUGAUAACAGUAAAACCUGGUUGGAGAAAUGUUGUAUGAUCUGAUCUGCAUGAAGUUUUAAAGGCAGAUUAUAUCAGAAAAUUGUUUUGUAUUAUUACUAAUGAUUUUUUUUGUUGUUGUUUAUGUUAGGAGUUAAUAUGUUACUCUUCCUCUUGGAGAUUCUAUUGAUCGUCAUCUAAGUACAGAGGUUGUUUGUUUAGGGCUUUUGAUAUUCUAAACUUUUGUGAUCGAUGAUAAUAAGACGGACGUUUUCUUGUAACA
Messenger RNA from Raphanus sativus (radish), 2497 nucleotides. RefSeq names its product two-component response regulator ARR1-like. Bases 229 to 2172 code for a protein of 647 amino acids. The transcript is spliced from 6 exons. Gene Ontology annotation, molecular function: DNA binding; DNA-binding transcription factor activity. Lineage: Eukaryota; Viridiplantae; Streptophyta; Magnoliopsida; Brassicales; Brassicaceae. Gene Ontology annotation, biological process: cytokinin-activated signaling pathway; phosphorelay signal transduction system. The record is from RefSeq and is a predicted model, not a curated record.